AUGGAUGAAUAUAAAAAUUACUUUCUGAUCAUUUUAUCAAGCUUAAUUUUCAUACUUUAUGCUGUAAAUGAGUUAAAUGAAGGUAAGAACGAAAAUAAGAUGUCAGCGCAACCAGAUUAUGAAUUCCAGAAUCCUAAUAGCCCCUGGAAACCAACGUCAGCACUCAAUGUAGAUUCUUUGUUCAGCUUAUCUAGUGACUUGAAAGCAAUAUACAAGCAAGGAAAUUUAUCCGACGUAGUUCUUGUCAGCGAAAAUUUGGAAAUACCUGCUCACAAGUUAAUCCUUUUUGCAAGGUCACCAGAAUUUGCUCGGAUGUUCACCGAAAGUACCGAAAAUAGAAUAAUCAUGAGCGAUGUCAAUCAAAGUGUCGCGGAGCAACUCGUAUUAUUUAUAUACACCGGUCAAAUAAAUGAGCUGAGUUAUUUCACAGCCCGUGACCUGUAUGCUGCAGCAGAUAAAUACGCCAUCUUGGAACUUAAAGCCUUUUGUCGGCAAGCUAUUAUUUCUCUUCUGUCAAUUUCAACUGCUAUAGAAGCCUUGAUUUUAGCCGAUACGCACAAUGACGUCGAAAUGAAAAUGGAUAUUAUGUCGUAUAUCUUCUUUAACUUGAAAGCAAUCAUAGUAACUGAAAAGUGGGCUGUUUUCUUGAAAGAACAUCCAAAACUGGGAACAGAAGUUCAAUCUUUCAUUAUAAAUAAUUUAAUUUGA
This is a messenger RNA of Stegodyphus dumicola, 708 nucleotides long. Its product is annotated as speckle-type POZ protein B-like. Lineage: Eukaryota; Metazoa; Arthropoda; Arachnida; Araneae; Eresidae. The record is from RefSeq and is a predicted model, not a curated record. Gene Ontology annotation, molecular function: protein binding.